GCGGCGGCGUCAGCUGACCGCGGGUCACGUGACCCGCCGGCGGGUGAGCGGGCGGCGGCGCCGGGGAUGGAGCAGUGACGGUCAGCGGCUCCGUGGGGAGCGAAGGCAGCGCCCCCCGCUCCCGGUGCCAGCCCCAGAUCGCCUCCGCACAAGCCUGGGGAUUCUCCGUUGUGAAAUCUCCCCGGCUUCCUCGUUGUGGUCGGUUCUGUUUGUGAAACGUGGAGGCCAAGCGCCAGAAGUGAUUUCUGAAAGCGAGUGACACUACUUGAAGAAGUGACACCUUGGGUACUUAGUGCUAAGUCCCAUCAGUAAAUUGAGCUUUCCUACUGAGCUAAAUAGAWCAUAUUGCCUUUAUCUUCAGAAACAGAAAACAUCAAGAUAAAGGCAAAAAAAUGACCGAAUUUUGGCUGAUUUCUGCUCCUGGGGAAAAAACCUGUCAACAGACAUGGGAGAAGCUACAUGCAGCAACCACAAAACAUAACAAUCUUUCUACUAAUUCAAAGUUCAAUAUUCCGGACUUGAAGGUUGGCACACUGGAUGUUUUGGUUGGUUUGUCAGAUGAGCUGGCUAAACUGGAUGCAUUUGUGGAGAGUGUUGUAAAGAAGGUGGCCCAAUAUAUGGCUGAUGUUCUAGAAGACAGUAAAGAUAAAGUUCAGGAGAAUCUUCUGGCUAAUGGAGUUGACUUGGUCACCUAUAUAACAAGGUUCCAGUGGGAUAUGGCCAAAUACCCAAUCAAGCAAUCCUUGAAGAAUAUUUCAGAAAUUAUUGCAAAGGGAGUAAACCAGAUUGACAAUGAUCUAAAAGCAAGAGCCUCGGCAUACAAUAAUCUGAAAGGGAAUCUUCAGAAUCUGGAAAGAAAGAAUGCGGGAAGCUUGCUAACCAGAAGUCUUGCGGAUAUUGUAAAGAARGAGGACUUUGUACUUGAUUCAGAAUACUUGGUCACAUUAUUAGUGAUUGUACCGAAGUUAAAUUAUAAUGACUGGGUUAAGCAGUAUGAAACACUAGCAGAGAUGGUUGUACCACGUUCCAGCAAUGUACUCUUUGAGGACCAAGACAGUUACCUUUGUAAUGUCACCUUGUUCAGGAAGGCAGUGGAUGACUUCAAGCACAAAGCCAGAGAAUAUAAAUUUAUGGUCCGUGACUUCCAGUACAAUGAGGAAGAAAUGAAAGCUGAUAAAGAAGAAAUGAAUAGACUGUCAACUGACAAGAAGAAACAGUUUGGGCCUCUGGUUCGGUGGCUGAAAGUUAAUUUCAGUGAAGCUUUCAUUGCAUGGAUUCAUGUGAAAGCAUUACGUGUUUUUGUUGAAUCUGUUUUAAGGUAUGGUUUGCCAGUUAACUUCCAGGCAAUGUUACUUCAGCCUAAUAAGAAAACAAUGAAGAAACUGAGGGAGGUUCUGUAUGACUUAUACAAACAUCUUGACAGCAGUGCAGCAGCUAUCAUUGAUGCAACUAUGGAUAUUCCAGGYUUAAACCUCAGCCAGCAGGAGUACUACCCAUAUGUGUACUACAAGAUCGAUUGUAAUUUGCUGGAAUUCAAGUAAAAGUUCCCUAACAUGACAAUCUUCUCAGUGUUGGUGUAAACAAACAGAAGUGAGGUCGAAGUACAGUAAUACUUUUAACAUUCUACUAAUCAUAUGCUUGCUUCUUAUGUUAGGUGAAUUGAACACACCGUGGUCCAUCUCUAGACAUCUUCUUUUUAAAGAGCAGUGUAGGUAAUCAGCUUUUAAUCGACUAUGUCUGUAAAUGUAUAUUGAGAGAAUUGAAGUAUUUAUAAACAGAGUGAUUUAUUUAAGAAAAAGCUUAUCCCUCUUUCAUAUGGUGGUCUGUGUUAAUUCAAUUUACCAUUGUUUAUAAAACAACUUGUUUACAGAAGAAUAGUGUAAAUGUUCAUGGCCAUUUUGUUCAUUUGAUUUAGUAGAUAAAACUGUGUUAAUGUUGUUGAACUGUGAUGUAAAGUAUGUAAAAUUGGUCUGAAAUCGUGCUUUCUGAAUGGUUUAAAAUUACAAUUUAUGCACUGUAAACACAGGGAAAAAUAAACAUACCUGUGCAAAUGUGUCAUUUUCUUGUACCACAUGAAAUUGCAGAUGCUUGUGUUUAAACUGAGGCAAUGUAUUAAGUCUUUAACAGUGCUGCAACCUGCCUGAACUGG
Molecule: messenger RNA, 2149 nt
Organism: Malurus melanocephalus (red-backed fairy wren)
Lineage: Eukaryota; Metazoa; Chordata; Aves; Passeriformes; Maluridae
Gene: ATP6V1C1
Product: ATPase H+ transporting V1 subunit C1
Exons: 14
Coding region: 393-1541 (382 amino acids)
Biological process (GO): proton transmembrane transport
Cellular component (GO): vacuolar proton-transporting V-type ATPase, V1 domain; lysosomal membrane
Molecular function (GO): proton-transporting ATPase activity, rotational mechanism
Source: RefSeq, a predicted model, not a curated record